AUGCACUUCUCUAAGACCCUUGCCACCGCGGCAACCUUUGCCAUGACUGUCUACGCCGGCUUCCCUGUCGCUAGCGUCAGUUUCCAGUCCUGGGAGAAGUGUGAUAUUGGCUAUCCCACACUCGGAGAACCCAAGUUCUCUGUUGAUGUGGCCGUCACUCCCGCGACUUGCGACAAGACCACUGUCAACCGUGACUGGAGCAUUAACAACUAUGCCUUCAAGGCUCGCUUGGACACCAAGGACACUGCCUUCUGCCAAGGCGUGAUCAUCUGGAACAACGAAGGCUGCUCUGGCGAGCCUGUGCACUUCCUGCCUUUCAACCACAGCCCCUUUGCCGAGGGCCAGUGCAUCCCUGACAUCCUGGACCCUGGCUUUGUCUCCUUCAAGUUGGCUUGUGCGGGUUUCUAG
Penicillium expansum is the source of this 408-nucleotide messenger RNA. RefSeq names its product protein ccpA (gene ccpA). Lineage: Eukaryota; Fungi; Ascomycota; Eurotiomycetes; Eurotiales; Aspergillaceae. Bases 1 to 408 code for a protein of 135 amino acids. The record is from RefSeq and is a predicted model, not a curated record. The transcript has 2 exons.